AUGGCAGAGCAAUGCACCGCAGUGCCCACUUCUAAUAUGGCGGCGCUGAACCGGGCUAGAUCAUUGACCGUUAUGUUCUUAAUUGUCAGCAGUUGUGUGAUCAGCUGCACUAGUGGCACAGAUGCACCAGAGGAGACUGUCAUCAUUGGCCUCAGACUCGAGGACACAGACGAGGUGUCAUUUAUGGACAGAGGUUAUUUGCGUGUCAGCGAGCGAUCUCAUGUCAGGUUAAGAGUCUAUGGGCAAAACAUUAAUAACGAGACGUGGUCCAAACUCGCCUUUACGGAACACGAGCGCUCGAGUGACAGCAGCGGCAGAAGCAGCAGCGCACCUGCGGAGAGCCAGAGCCCCGAAGACUCACCUGACUCUCAUCCCUGUGGCAUCCGAACGUCUGAUAUAAUCGUCCUCCCCAACGUGGAGGUAAACAGAAAGACCUCUGGAGUUAUUGAAAUAGAAGUGAAACCCCUUCGAAAAACGGAGAAGAGUAAAGCGUAUUACCUGUGCAUCGCGACCGCUGCGCAGGCGUCCUCAUCAGCCGCCCAGGACUCGUGGUCCGAGAGCACCUGGAUUUAUCAUGAAGGGCAUGACACCAAAGUGCUCGUGGUAGAGGAGAAAAAGUUCCUGCUGCCUUUCUGGCUGCAGGUGAUUUUUAUUGCGAUGCUGUUGUGUUUGUCUGGCAUGUUCAGCGGGCUCAAUCUGGGACUGAUGGCACUUGAUCCCAUGGAGCUCCGGAUAGUCCAAAACUGUGGGACAGAGAAGGAGAAAAACUACGCAAAGAAGAUCGAACCAGUCCGAAGCCAAGGAAACUACCUUCUUUGCUCUUUACUCUUAGGAAACGUUCUGGUCAAUACCACUUUGACGAUUCUGCUUGAUGACAUAGCAGGAUCAGGGUUGAUAGCUGUAGUGGUGUCCACUAUAGGGAUUGUAAUAUUUGGAGAAAUUGUACCACAAGCCAUUUGCUCCAGGCAUGGCCUCGCUGUUGGUGCAAACACAAUAUUCCUCACGAAAUUUUUCAUGAUCCUUACAUUCCCAGCAUCUUAUCCUGUCAGUAAACUUCUGGACCAUGUUCUGGGACAGGAGAUAGGCACUGUGUACAACAGGGAGAAGCUACUGGAGAUGCUCAGAGUGACAGAUCCGUAUAAUGAUUUGGUGAAAGAGGAGCUGAACAUCAUCCAGGGUGCUCUGGAGCUCAGGACUAAAACCGUGGAGGAUGUCAUGACACCUCUGCGAGACUGCUUCAUGAUUGCCAGUGAUGCCAUCCUGGACUUCAGCACCAUGUCUGAGAUCAUGGAGAGUGGCUACACGCGCAUACCUGUGUAUGAGGGUGAGAAGUGUCAUAUUGUGGACCUGCUGUUUGUGAAGGACUUGGCCUUUGUGGAUCCAGAUGACUGCACUCCGCUGAAAACCAUCACAAAGUUCUACAGCCACCCUCUGCAUUUUGUCUUCAAUGAUACAAAGCUGGAUGCGAUGCUCGAGGAGUUUAAAAAAGGAAAAUCCCAUUUGGCCAUUGUCCAAAGAGUAAAUAACGAAGGGGAGGGAGACCCAUUCUAUGAAGUUCAGGGCAUCGUCACGCUAGAAGACGUCAUUGAGGAAAUCAUAAAAUCUGAGAUUUUAGAUGAGACAGACUUGUACACUGACAAUAAGACAAAAAAGAAGAUUGUUCGCAGGGAGAGGAAACAGGACUUCUCAGCUUUCAAACCCACAGAUAAUGAGUUGGGGGUGAAAAUAUCACCACAGCUUCUGCUGGCCACACUGCGUUUCCUAGCAACUGAGGUGGAGUUCUUCAGCUCUGCUCAGAUGUCGGAGAAAAUCCUCCUGCGUUUGCUCAAACAUACUAACGUCAUCCAGGAGCUCAAGUAUGAUGACAAGAACAAGAAGAUGUCAGAGCACUACCUCUUUCACCGCAACAAGCCUGUGGACUACUUUAUCCUCAUCUUGCAGGGGAAGGUGGAAGUAGAGGCUGGAAAAGAGGGAAUGAAGUUUGAGGCUGGUGCCUUCUCCUACUAUGGAGUACUGGCUCUAACCUCAUCCCCAGUUCCCCUCUCCUUGUCUCGAACAUUUGUUGUGAGCAGGGCAGAAUCGCUGGCAGGAUCUCCAGAAAAUAAGUCACCUCCACGACCAUUCGGUCUCAACCACUCCGACUCCCUGAACAGGGCUGAUCGGAUGGAGGUAGUCACCCCCUCACUGGGCAGCAGCAACAACCAUCUCAACUCCUUCCUGCAGGUCUAUGUGCCAGACUACUCCGUGAAAGCUGCCUCUGAUCUACUUUACAUCAAGGUGACCCGCCAGCAAUAUCAGAACGCCCUGAUGGCGUCACGAAUGGACAAGACACCUCAGUCCACGGACAGUGAGUUCACUAAGAUUGAGUUGACCUUCACUGAACAUCAGGAUGGACCAUUGGAUGAGUCUGCCUCUCCUCUGAUCCAACAGCAGAGCUCCAUCAGUGCACACAAAACUAACCACACUGCUCACAACGAUGGGGCUAUUUAA
This is a messenger RNA of Xyrauchen texanus (razorback sucker), 2490 nucleotides long. RefSeq names its product metal transporter CNNM2-like. Gene Ontology annotation, molecular function: magnesium ion transmembrane transporter activity. The transcript has 8 exons. Gene Ontology annotation, biological process: magnesium ion homeostasis; transport. Bases 1 to 2490 code for a protein of 829 amino acids. Gene Ontology annotation, cellular component: plasma membrane. Lineage: Eukaryota; Metazoa; Chordata; Actinopteri; Cypriniformes; Catostomidae. The record is from RefSeq and is a predicted model, not a curated record.